UUCUAGAGUUUUUUCUAUACUUAUAUAAACAUUAUAUUUAUUUACAUAAAAUGUAUAACCUUAUAUUUUCUUUUUAAAUUAUUAUGAUUUAAAUUUUAUUUAUUUAUGUAUUAUUUAUUUAUGUGAGAGUCAGUGAGAGAGAGAGACAGAGAGAAUGAGAGACAAAAAAGGAUCUUCCAGCCACUGGGUCAGUCCCCUAAUGCCCACAGUAGCCAGAGCUGGGUCAUGCUGAGGCCAGGAGCCUGAAACUCCAUCUAGUUCUCCCUGUAGCUGACAGGGACCCAAGUACUUGAGCCAUCACCUGUUGUACCCAAGGGUGAGCAUUAGCAGGAAACUAGAAUCAGAAGCAGAGCUAGGACUCCAACCUAGGUACUCUGAAAUGGGAUGCAGGCGUCUCAAGUGGCAUCUUAGCCUCUGUGCCUCAUGGUUUUUCUUUUUAAAUGGGAAUUAGUAUAUUUUUGACACUAAUCUAUUUUAUUCUAUCUAAUAAUAUAUAAAUACACCAAAUAUCUUUAUAAGUCAAAUAUUUUAGCUUUUACUUCAUUUUUUAAAAAUAGAGAUUUAUUUAUUUGGAAAACAGAGUAACAGAGGAAGAGAGAGAGAGAUAACUUUCAUCCACUGGUCCACUUUUCAAAUGCCUCCAACAACUAGAGCUGGGCCAGGCUGAAGCCAGAAGCUCAAAACUCCAUCUGGGUCUCCCACGUGGGUGGCAGGGACCCAAGUACUUGGACUGUCAUUUGCUACUUCCCAGCAGGAAGUCAUUAGCAGGAUUCUGGGUUGAAAGUGGAGGUGUCACUCUAUGCCAGGCACUCUGAUAUGGGAUGGAGACAUCAGAAGCAGUGACUGAAACUUCUAUACCACAGUGCCUCCCCUACUUCAUUCUUUUUAAUGACUGCAGAAUAGACAUUUAGAUGUUCUCCUUUUCCCUUCCCACAUUGUUAUUUUAAACACUUCUGUAUUCUUAUACGUGAUCUCUUUUUAUAUUGAUACUGCAAUUUCUGUAGGAUAUGUUCUUUUUUUUUUUUUAAAAAAGAUUAAUUUUUAUUUAUUUGAAAAGCAGAAUUAUAGAGAGGGAGAGAGAGAGAAAGAAUCUUCCAUCUGCUGGUUCACUCUUCAAAUGGCCACAAUGGCCAGAGCUAGGCCGGACUGAAGCCUGGAGCCAGGAGCUUCAUCCAGGUCUCUUACCGGGUCCAAGGACUUGUGCCAUCUUCUGCUGUUUUCCCAGGCACAUUAAAACUUUGAUAUAUACAACCAUUUCCUAUCACAUUCAUUUUUCAUUUCUAAUGUGUUUGUUGAAGAAAAUUUAGGGCUGGAGGCUGUCUGCUGGAGCGCCAGGACCAGCACAGAGGUUAGACUGUAAGAAGAGAAGCCAUGUUUCGAAGACCUGUGUUACAGGUGCUUCGUCAGUUUGUAAGACAUGAGUCAGAAAUAGCUAGCAGUUUGGUUCUUGAAAGAUCUCUGAAUCGUGUGCAGUUACUGGGGCGAGUGGGUCAGGACCCUGUCAUGAGACAGGUGGAAGGAAAAAAUCCAGUCACAAUAUUUUCCCUAGCAACAAAUGAGAUGUGGCGAUCCGGGGAUAAUGAAACAUACCAAAUGGGUGAUGUUAGUCAAAAAACAACGUGGCACAGAAUAUCAGUAUUCCGGCCAGGCCUCAGAGAUGUGGCGUAUCAGUAUGUGAAAAAGUGGUCUCGAAUUUAUGUGGAAGGGAAGGUAGACUAUGGUGAAUACAUGGAUAAAAAUAACGUGCGGCGACAAACAACCACCAUCAUUGCUGAUAACAUUAUCUUUCUGAGUGAUCAGACGAAAGAGAAGGCAUAGAAUGGAUGAUUCUUCUUUGGCCGUUGUUUGGUAUAGUUUCAUUUCCAAAUCAUGUAUAGUCUUUAUAGUUCCUAAGGACAAGAAUUAAAACACUGUUUUAUAUAAAAAGAAAAUUUAAAACAUGCAAAAGUAAAGAAAAUGGCAUCAUAAAUACUUGUGUAUCCAUCUCACAGUUUUAAUAGUUAUCAGUACACAUUAAAUCUUGUUUCAUCUAAUACUUUCACUGCUGUCCACUUCCCCCUGCUUCCUCAUUCCAGCUAAUUUUGGAGUUAAUCCUGGGUAUCUGAUUAUUUCAUCCACAAACAAUUUAGUAUCAUCAUUAUUACUUCUGAGAAAUUGUUUUUAUUUAUAAAUAUUUGUUUUGCAUGUGGGUUCCCAGGACCUCAUUUAUUAAGUGAGUUAAGAAUUGCUUGUGGUUAGUCUAAAUCUACUUCUUUUGGCAGUAAUUAGGUAGCAGGACCAGUUUGCUAGGGUCACACCUAAAACCACAUAAGCAGCAUAUAAGAAAUAGCUCCUUUUCCCAUUCUUUGUGUGGGACCUGGGGAAGGGAAGGAAAACAUUUAGCUCUUCCAAAAGAGUUAGCAAAUCCUUCAGGUAUAGGACAAAAUGAUAGUAACAACAACAACAACAACAAAGGGUCCUUGUUUCAUUUAACUAAAGUUAACAUCUGAUCUUUCUGAAGACCUUGCCUACAGUUCUGAAGUCUUAUGCUGAAAUUAAGGAAUAAACUCAAAGUUUCAGGAAAGAACUUUUUUUUUCUUUCCUUUUUGAGUUCAUAAAAUUUCUGCCUAGAAUCUUAAGCUAAGUAAGGAUUAAUAACGGCUUCAGGCAAUGGAUAUUCUUUCUAAUCACUUCUUAUGAUCAAUGUCGCUCCCCCUCUUCGUGGAGGAACGACACAGGACCCUGCGCUGUUCUUUCUGUCUGCUCGGCCCUCCCCGGGUUUGCUGCUGGUUCUUCCCGGGUUGGCUACUAUCCCUUCCACCUCCGUGGAAGGGCAGUUCCCCCUGGCCACAUUCCCCACUUCCGCAGGGGAGCGGCACACCGCCGGCCGGCUCUUCUCGGGGGCUGCACAGGUUCCCUUAGAUGUUCCCCUUAGAUGUUCCUGGUGCAUGCUGUCUCUCUCCUCCUUUAUAGUCCUCCUCCGCCAAUCCCAACUCGGCUGCCCACACGCCGAGCACGCUGCUCUCCUCCAAUCAGGAGCAAGUCCUACAGUUUAUUGGUUGAACUGGAGGCAGCUGUGCGGAAGCUGUUUACUUCUCUCCCAGCGCCAUAUUGUGGGAGAGCAGAUGCAUAGAAUAAGUCUUAAUUCCAGUAACUUAGUCCAGUCCGGAUUGCUCCCCACAAUCAAUAUAAGAAUAAUUGCACCUCAAUAAUUGACAGCUCCUUGCAUAAUAUUGACUGGAGAAACCCAGGAUUGUGGUUAUAAAGAGGGAUGCUGGCAAAUAUUGUUAAAGGAUUAUUUACCAAUAUAUUUUCUAUUGAGGAUGAGCAAAGUGUCCUUUGAAAUAAAAGGAUUCUUCAUAAAAUUUGUGGAAGUGGAAUUAAAAGUUUAUCUUGUUGCAACCAAUUUUUGAAUUCAUACAUAUGUAAGGGCUUCAAAAAGUUCAUAGAAAAUGCAUAUUAUAGGGCCAGUGUUUUGACAUAGUGGAUAAAGCUUCCACUUGCAUUGCCAGCAUCCUAAAUGGGUGCUGGUUUCUGUCCUGGCUGCUUCACUUAUGAUCCAACUCCCUGCUAAUGGCUUGGGAAAAGCUGUGGAAGAUGACCCAAGUGCUUGGGCCCCUGCACUCACGUGGGGGACAUGGGUGAAGCUUCUGUCCUGGGGCUUUGGCAUGGCCCAAAAUCCUUGUCCAUUAUGGCCAUCUGGGGAGUGAACUAGUGGAUAAAAGAUUGUCUCUCUAUCUCUCUAUCUCUUACUUCCUCUCUCUCUCUCUGUAACUCUGACUUUCAAAUAAAUAAAUAAAGCUUAAAAAUGCAUAUAUUUCAAAAAUUUUUCACCAAAACAAACUUACCUUUUAAUUUCAUUUUUCCAAGCAGUUUUCAAGGUAUCCUUGAAAUGGUUUUAGGCUAUGCUGUUCAACCAGAAAAGACCAUUUCAUUCAUAAUGGAGUAAGUAAUUGGCAAAGUGGUUCUUGGGUAAUUUUGGAGGAAAAAAUAUUUUUAAGGAGUAUAUUUAGCUUGAACUUCCAAAUCAGGUUUUUUUUUUUUUUAGCAUGAGUGCUUGUGUACGACCAGUACUUAACCAGAAAGUGGCCUCUUUUCAGUAAGUAUAAAAAAAAUGUUCAGCAUCACUAAUCAUUAGGGAAAUGCAAAUCAAAACCACAAUGAGUUACCACUCAUACCUGUUAGAAUGGCUAUUAUUAAAAUAACAAAAGACAACAUGUUGGCAAGGAUGUGGUGAAAGGGAAUCCUUGUCCAUUGUUGGUAGGAUGUACAUUGGUACUGCUGUAAUGGAAAAACAGUAUGAAGGUUGCUCAAAAAAUUAAAAGUAGAAUUACUAUAUGAUCCAACAGUUCCACUUCUGUGUACAUGUCCAAUCGAUACAUGUAUAUACCUAUGUUCAUUGCAGCAUUAUUCACAGUAGCCAAGAUAUGGAAUCAACUUGUGACUACUGAUGGACAAAUAGAAAAAGAAAAUGUGUUGGGUGGGUGUUUGGCCUAGAAGUUAAGAUGCCACUUGGGAUGCCCACAUCCUGUAUUGGAGUGCCUGGUCUCAUGUGCCAGCACUUCUCCUGAUCCCAGGCUCCUGCUCAUGUGUACCCAGCAGGGCAUCAGGUAAUGGCUCUAGAAUUGGGUCUAGCCGCUCAGGUAGACAGCCUGAAUUGAGUUCUUGGCUCCUGACUUUGGUCUGGCCCAGCCCUGGUUUUGCCAGCAUUUGGGAAAUAAGCCAGCAGAUGGAAGAUCUCUGCCUAUAUGGCUGUCUUCUGGCUUUCAAACAGAUAAGAACAAAUAAGUAAAAAUUUAAAAUAUUAAAACAAGAAUGAAAAUGUUAUGUAUACAUAUAUCUGUAUAACAAUACUAUUUAGACAAAAAAAAAAAAAAAAAAAGGAAAUCUUGUCAUUUGUAACAACAUGGAUGAACCUGGAGGACAUUAUGCUAAGUGAAAUAAGCCAGGCACAGAAAAGACAAUGUGUGUGAUCUCACUUACAUAUGGAAUCUAAAAAAGUUAGACUCAUACAAGCGGAGGGUAGAAUGGUGCUUACCAGAGGCUGGGAAGGAAGAGCUGGGAAGAUGUUGGUUAAAGAGUACAGUUUCAGUUACGCAGGAUGUUAUAAAUUCCAGAGAGCUGUUAUAUAAUAUGAUGAUUAUAGUUAAUGAAUACGUAUUAUGUACUUGAAAAUUGCCAGGAGAGUUGAUCUUAAAUAUUUUCACCAUCAAAAAAUGAUCAGUGUGUGAGGUGACAGCUAUGUCAAUACCUUGAUUUAAUCAUUCAACAGUGUAUACAUAUAUUAAAACAUGUACAUUGUAGUUUAUGUGGUUUUUAUUUUCAAUUAUGCCUUAAUAAAGCUGAGGAAAAAAUAAAAAGAUAAAAAUAAAUAAAGAGGCAGGCAUUGUAGCACAGCUAGUUAAGCGGCCUCUUGGGACACCUGCAUUCCAUGUCAGAGGGCCUAGGAUCAAGUCUUGCCUCUGCUUCUGAUCUUGAUAAUGCACAUGGGAGGCUACAUGUGAUGGCUGACGUAGUAUUUGGGCCCCUGCCACCCACAUGAGAAACCUGGAUGGAAUUCUGGGCUCCUGGCUUCAGCCUCAACCACUCUUGGCUGUUGUUGGCGUUAGGUGAGUGACCCAGUGGAUGAAAGAUCUCUAUGUUUCUCUUUCUGUCAUUUUGCUUUUGAAAUAAAUAAAUAAAUAUAUAACUUAAAAUAAAUAACUAAAUAAAAUUAUAUAUUGUCAGCAUUUAAAAAAACAGAAAGUGGCCUCUAUUCAAUGUACAAAUUCUGGCAGUUCUUAUGUAGCUGGGAAUUCCAAGCCUUCAAAGGUCUUCCAGAUUUAAACUCUAAGUUAUUAAAUUUGUAUUUUGGAUGACAUGACCCAGAAUUUGUCCUUGUUUCCAGACUUAUUAAAAUAAGUCAGAAGUUUAUUGUAGGUUAAUUCUCCAAAUGAAAAAAAAUCCCAGGUGUCAUCUUUUCAUUUUUAUUUCCCAUGUUGCUAUAUAAAAUUGGUCAGGAGUUUUGUUUUUGCCACCUGGCAGUCUUUAAUAAGCCAGGCACUGGAAGAACAAGUCCCAUGUUACUUAAAAUUGGUUUUAAGUUGCAACAGGUCAUUGAUAGGACAGGACAGAAAUUUCUUAAGUUUUUUGAGGAAGAGUUCUAGAAGGUUUUCAUUUCUUGGCAACAAAUUGCUUGAAAGACUUUGAAAUUCCCUUGAUUCUCCUUGUUUUUCUCAACUUGCUAGUCCAAGGCCAGUCUACAUGGAGAUGGUAUUUGGGCUACUUCUUUUAAGAGUUUAAAUGAAGGUCUGCCUGCGACUAGCAUGUCAUGUGGGUGCCAGUUUUUGUUCCAGCUGCUCCACUUCUGAUCCAGCUGUCUGCUAAUGUGCCUGAGAAAACAGUGAAAGAUGGCACAAGUACUUGGGUUCCUGUACCCACGUGGGAGACCUGAAUGAAGUUCCUGGCUCCUGGCUUCAGCCUGGCCCAGCUCUGGCUUUUGCAGUUCCUUGGGGAGUGAACCAGUGGAUGAAAGAUUUCUGUCUCUCCUCUCUUUCUCUGUAACUCUGCCUUUCAAAAAAAAAAAAAAAAAUCUUAAAAAAAAAAAAGUUUAAAUAAAGGAGAGUUGAUCAUUCUGUCUGGCCCACAAGUGAAGAAUGGCUGCAAUCUAGACCUCUCUAUACCUGAGUUGAAAUAUGAGCAUUUCCUGCAAGUUUAUUUCUGAUAAUACUGUUUUUGUACCAUUAGAUUAUUUUGAUCAGAUAAAAUUUUUAGAACAUAUUCUAUUCAAAUCACUGCUUGUUGAGGCUGGCACUGUGGUGCAGCAGGUUAACGCUCUGGCCUGAAGUACCGGCAUCCCAUAUGGGCGCCGGUUCUAGUCCCAGCUGCUCCUCUUCCGAUCCAGCUCUCUGUUUUGGCCUAGGAAAGCAGUAGAAGAUGGCCCAAGUCCUUGGGCUCCUGCACCGGUAUGGGAGACCUGGAAGAGGCUGCUGGCUCCUGGCUUCGGAUCGGCGCAGCUCUGGCCAUUGCGGCCAUCUGGGGAGUGAACCCGCGGAUGGAAGACCUCUCUCUCUGUCUCUACUUCUCUCUGUAACUCUCUUUCAAAUAAAUAAAAUAAAUCUUAAACAAACAAACAAACAACAAAUCACUGCUUGAAUGUUGUCACCAAAAUAAUGAUUUACUAAUAAGGAGACCCAUGGCUCUAGGAAUAGCUGCAUUAGAUCCUUGUUUAUUGCAGUGUUCUUGUUCUCAGAGACAACAUACAAAGCAGGCAGUCAGCCCUAUUAAAUAAAUGAGUAACUAAAAUGAAGUCCAUUCGGAAGCAUAUGAAGAGAAUGAACCUGCAGGGAAAUUCCUGUUUUUGCUUUCCUUUAUACUAGAAUCAGUUUGAUAGAAAGCCAGGGGUCAGAGAGCGAUCUGCUGCUCUUUAUCAGCUUGAAGUGAGAACUCUAGUAUUAUUACUUUAUCACUAGUUAAUUCAAAGAUGAUGUUAUAGGUUAUGUGCAUAACUGAGAGGCUCCUGUGAGCCUAGCCUCUGUAAACCAUAUAUUUAGGCAUUUUUUUGUUUUAGAUUUAUUUAUUUUGAGAGGCAGAGGGACAGAGAGAGGGGGAGAAACAGAGAUAGCUCUUCCAUCUGCUGGUUCAUUCUCCAGAUGAUUGUAACAACCAGGUCUGGGCCAGGCUGAAGGUGGAGCCAGAACUCCAUCCUGAUCUCCCACAUGGUGGCAGGGACUCAAGUCCUUGGGCCAUCCUCUGCUGCCUUCCUAGGAACAGUAUCAGGGAGCUGGAUUGGAAGUAGAGGAGAUGGGACUAGAACAGCACUCUGAUAUGGGACUCUGGUAUCAUAAGUGGCAGCUUAACCUGCUGUGCUACGGCUGACUCCUAUAGCCAGACACAUUAAAUAUUUCUAAUUCAUUGUGGAGGUUUAUGUGUGGCUUAAAUUAAUUUGACUGCUUUGUAGAGUUGUGCAGGUUGUAUAGUUUCCAGCUACUGCUUAUCUGAGGUGGUUUCAUUUAUACUAUAGACAGUGUAGCUCUACAUAGUCACUGGGAAAACUAUCCAGCAGAUGGCAGUGAAGUGUCUUGAAGAGGGGAAAGGUACUAGUGGGUAAGUGUAGACCCUUAAGUAUUUAAGAAUUUCUUAUGAAACUAUAAAUGAGAAUUCUUUUAAAAGUUGUGUUUAUAGAGUCAAUAAUUUUAAGUAUACUGUUGGUAUAUUAUCCCCUCUUUCCUCUGUUUUUUCUCCCAUAUUUUCCUUAUUUUUAAUACUGAUAGUUCUUUUUUUCUUGUUUGUUUGCUUGCUCCUUUGUUUUUUUCUUCCUUCCUUGCAGAAGUGAGCUCUUAAGUGAAUUUACUAUAAAAGUGUUUUGGACUUCUAUUUUUGAUAUGUUUAGUUUGUUCACUAUUUAGCAACUCUGAAGCCUUAGUGUGGAUGUUCUUGCUAUGUGGAGAUGACAGUGCUUGGAUCCAAUUAAUAGUCCCAUUGUAUGUUGAAUAAACCUCACAUUUUUGCCAGGGAUUUGAGUAUUACUCACUUGUGAUACUAUCAUUGUGUGUCAGCUGGGUUCCAAGUUCAUUUGCUGUUGCUCAGAGUUUUCAGAAAGUUGUCCUGGGUAGCACUAGGCUUUUGAUAUUAUUCCCCAACUGGAGAUACUGUUUCUAUAGUUAGGUUGGGAAAUUUUGUUUGUUCUUUUUGCCUCAAGAUUAGUUAUGGUGCAGGUGGGGUGACUCUUUGUCCCUAGAGUUUAUCAGUGUGCAGCAUCUCUUGGUGGGGACAUUACUUAUAUUUAUUUGGAUUUCAUUUCUGUGGCAUUAAAUACAAGGAGGAGUUUAAAAUUGUAUGUACAGUAUAAACUAAUCAAGCCAGAUAACCUGCCUUUCUAUCAUUUUAUCUUUUCUUGUGUUUAGAGCCUACCAGCUCCUCUUCUUUAGUUCUUCAUGCAGUGUGUAAUACAUUAUUAUUAUUACUUUUUUAUUUGACAGAGUUAGACAGUGAGAGAGAGAGACAGAGAGAAAGGUCUUCCUUCUGUUUGUUCACCCCCCAAAUGGCCGCUACAGCCAGCGUGCUGCACCAAUCCGAAGCCAGGAGCCCGGUACUUCCUCCUGGUCUCCCAUGCGGGUGCAGGGGCCCUAGCACUUGGGCCAUCCUCCACUGCCUUUCUGGGCCACAGCAGAGAGCUGGACUGGAAGAGGAGCAACUGGGACUAGAACCCAGGGUCUAUAUGGGACGCCAGCGCUGCAAGCGGAGGAUUAACCAAGUGAGCCACGGUGCCGGCCUCCAUUGCGUGUGUAAUACAUUAUUGUGGACUCUGGUCACACCACUGUGCUGUCCAAAUUUGAACUUGUUACUUCCGUUUGAUUGUAUUCCCAGGCUAUAAUAAUCACUAUUCUAAGUUCAGAUAAACUAUUUUUCCAUAUAUGAAGGAGAGCAUACAUUAUUUAUCUUUCUGUGUCCAGUUUAUUUCACUUAACACAAUGAUCUCCAGUUCCAUCCAUUUAGCUGCAAAUUUAGGGUUUCAUUCUUUUUUAAUGGCUGAAUAAUAGUCCAUUGUGAAUAUAUAUUGCACUUUUAUUCAUUCAUCCAUGGACAGCUAGGUUGAUUCUGGAUCUUAGGUACUGUGAAUAAUACUGCAGUGAAUAUGGGAGUGCAGAUAUUUCUUUUAUAUGUUGAUUUCAGUGCCUUCAGAUAAAACAAUGAAGGUUGGCCUGGUAUAUGCUGAAACGAUGGGGCCACCUCACAGUCCUAUAAGGGUGCCUAGUCCCCUGUCAACCCUCCUAGCCAAACUCAGCAUCAGUGGAGAAUAAGGAUUUUACCUUCUGGUAAAAAUCCCCUGAUUACAUGCGUGCAUGAGAGCUGCCACAGCCACUACUGGUGUCAAUGGUGCCUUCUCCCUGCCAUUUCCAGGCACCCUUGUGGAGGGACGGGGAGAAAUAAUUGAAGUGAAUUUGUAUACUCACUAUAGCCAGUGUCCCCUCCCCACCCCGCUUUUUUUUUUUUUUUUUAAAGAUUUAUUUAGUUAUUUGAAAGAGUUACAGAGAGAGAGAGAGGGGGAGAGAGCAAGAUCUUUCUUUACUCCCCAAAUGGCUGCAAGGACCGGCCCUGGGCUGAUCCAAACCCAAGAGCUAGGAUCUUCAUGUGAGUUUCCCACAUGGUUUCAGCAUCCCAAGCACUUGGGCCAUCUUCUGUUGCUUUCACAGGUGCAUUAGCCGGGAGCUGGAUAGGAAGUGGAGCAGCUGGGUCUCCAACCAGUACCUAUAUGGGAUGCUGGCUUUGCAGAUGGCGGCUUAACCUGUUGCGCCACAGUGCUGGCCCCACUACUAAAGUUUUCAUUGAUUGCUCCAGAGCCCUAUAAUGUACUUUGUUUCUUUAGCAACUUCUGAAAAAAUAGUUUCUUGUGGUCACCACAUUGGAGAAUGAGCUUGUAGAUAGGGUGUUAUUUGUUCUUUUAGGUAGAUAAAAAACUGUGUUAUUUAGCACCUUUGAUGGAGUACAUUAUUUUGACUUCAGAUCUAGUUUUAUUAAGAAUUAUGGUUUAUAAAAAGUAUCAUAAAAAUAAUCAUGUCAUUUCUCUUUGUUACCUCUAAGUUUUUGUGUAGUAAAGAACAAAGUCCCACUUCUUGGAGUUAGAUUACUUGAAUUCAACUCUGACUGUGAAAUGUAUUCAUUGUGUGUUCUUGGGUACAUUACCUUACCUCUGUGUGCCUCACUUUCCUUAUCUGUAAAAUGGGUCUAAAAGGACCAUUCAUCUUAUGAGACUGUUUCAAGAAAUGAUGUCUAUCCUUAUGGUUAGUGCUUUUACUAAAUGUUUGCUAUGAUUAGUCUUUAUUAUUCAGUUAACUUAUAAAUAAUAUAAAAAAGAAAAAUUUAAAAAUUCACCCAUAAUUCUGCCACUUGAUAGUUUGAUAUUUUAUGACAGGCAGAAUGGCAUACCUUUCUGGAGUCCUAUUGCUUGGGUUUGAAUGCUGACUUCAUUACUUAUUAGCUGUGUCACUUUAGGUCAAAUCAACUUAUCUUUGCCUCUGGUUAUUCAUCAAUUAAAUGAAUGAUAAUAAUAGUGAUUACCUCAUAAUAUUAUUCUUAUUUAAAUUUAUUUAUUUUGAUUUGUUUGAAAGCAGAAAGAAAGAGAGAUCAAGAGAUCGAGAGAUCGAGAGCGAUAGAGAGAGAGAGAGAUCUCCCAUUUGCUGGUACACUCCCUAAAUGUCUGAAACAUCCAGGGAUUACCAGGCUGAAGCCAGGAGUCCAGAAUUUCUUCUGGUUCACCCACAUAGGUGGCAGGGACUCAGCCACUUGAGCCAUCACCACAUGCCUCCUAGGAUGGCAUUAGCAGGAAACUGGAUCUGAAGCAAGUAGCUGAGUCUUGAACCAGUCAUUGUGAUAUAGGAUGCAGACUUCCCAAACGGACUUAAGCUGCUACACCACAACACCCACCUAUACAUCAUAAAAUUAUUAUGAAAAUGGACUGCCUGUGGCACUGGCAUCUCAUAUGGGUGCCAGUUCAUUUCCUGACUGCUCCUCUUCUGAUCCAGCUCUCUGCUUAGAGCCUGGGAAGGCAGUGGAAGAUGGCCCAAGUACUUUAGCCCCUGCACCCACAUGGGAAACAUGGAGGAAGCUCCUGGUUCCUGGCUUUGGAUUGGCUCAGCUCUGACCAUCAUGGCCAUUUGGGGAGUGAACCAGUGAAGGGAAGAACCUUCUCUGUCUCUACCUCUGUCUGUAACUCUACCUCUCAAAUAACUUAAUAAAAUCUUUAAAAAAUGGAAUGAAUUGUUGUAUGUGUGGAACUUAGAAAAAUGCCUGGGCAUAAUAAGUGAUAAGUAAGAACUAUGUAUUUUAUUCUUUAUAGAUAUUUGAAAAUACACAUGGAUAAUAUUAAUUUUUAAUUAAAUUAUUUUACAACUUCCUUUUUUAUGUUCUUAUUUGGUUAUGUUGUAAUUUUUUUAAAGAUUUAUUUAUUUAUUGGAAAGACAGAGUUAGAGAGAGGAGAAGCAGAUAGAGAGAGAGUCCUCCAUUCGAUGGUUCACUCCCCAGAUGGCCGCAGUGGCGUGAAUUGCGCCGAUCUGAAGCCAGGAGCCAGCAGCCUCCUCCGGGUCUCCCACAUGGGUGCAGGGGCCCAAGGACUUGGGCCAUCUUCUACUGCUUUCCCAGGCCAUAGCAGAGAACUGGAUCGGAAGAGGAGCAGCCGGGUCUCAAACUGGCACUCAUAUGGGUUGCUGGCGCUUUAGGCCAGGGUGUUAACCCGCUGUGCCACAGUGCCGACCCUGAGGUUAUGUUGUAAUUUUUAAUGUCUACUAUUUUCUUGAAAUAUUUUGAUGACUAGUUAUCUCACUUCUAUGUUAGAAAUACGCUAUUUUGGUAUCAUACUGUACCACUCAAAAUGUAGAAACAAUAUAGUGUAUUAUCCUUAUGUGUAGUCAACUUUCCAUGCAGUGGAGCCCCAGAACUUACUUCUCUUGAGAAAACAAAGUAAGGUGUUUUGGAUUUCCUAUUUCUUUGAAAUGAAAAGUUUGUUCUUUUUUAUAAACCCUUUAAAAUAUUUUUUGCAUGUAUUUGGCAGUACAAUAAGUUUGCUAUCUUAAAUACAUAAUACAUACAUACAUACAUACAUAAUCCUAAUACCUAAAAUAUGUUAACUUUAUUGUAGAACAAACACAUUUCAAACAAUGUUUGCACAGGUUUUUAUGUGACUUAGCUAUUAGUAUAUUUUAUAAUUUAAGGUGUAUCAUACCUACCAUCAUCUCAGUAAGUUUUCAUGAGUAAUUUCUAUGUUGCUUUGGCCUGUGUUGCCUAUGUUUUGUGGCUCAGUCUUUUAAAAAUGUGUAUAAUACCAAAUAUUUUGUUAUAAUUUGCUAAAAUAAUGGAAUUGUUCAACACUGGACCAAAUCUUUGAAAAUGGCAAAGUGAAAAAUGUCUAAAUUUUAUGAACUACCACACAUAUACUCUUCUUCUAGAGUCUUAGAACCUACUUUGAAUAUUCAUAAAUAUGUAGUAUUUAAUAGUUUGGUCCUCCAAAUAGUGUAUUUUGAUUAGUCACUAAAAUUUCUUUUUCUUUUUCUUUUUUUCUUUUUUAAUUUUUUGACAGGCAGAGUGGACAGUGAGAGAGAGAGAGAGACAGAGAGAAAGGUCUUCCUUUGCCGUUGGUUCACCCUCCAAUGGCCGCCGCAGCCUGCGCGCUGCGGCCAGCGCACCGCGCUGAUCCGAUGGCAGGAGCCAGGUACUUAUCCUGGUCUCCCAUGGGGUGCAGGGCCCAAGCACUUAGGCCAUCCUCCACUGCACUCCCUGGCCACAGCAGAGAGCUGGCCUGGAAGAGGGGCAACCGGGACAGAAUCCGGCGCCCCGACCGGGACUAGAACCCGGUGUGCCAGCGCCGCAAGGCGGAUUAGCCUAGUGAGCCGCGGCGCCGGCUACUUUUACUGUUCUUGUACUUGUUCUUUUUCAUUUAUUUGUCCGGUUUAUAAACUUUUCUUAAAUAUCUACUAUGUCAAGUACUCUGUUAGUGCCAAAGGAUGUAAGGACAAAAUUAGGAGAGCAGAGUUUAUUCAUCUUUACUUUACCUUUGUAUUUUUUUUAACUUUGUCUUUUCAUUAUAUCUUUACUCACAGUAAACAAACAAAAAAAAAAAAAAAAAAAAA
Molecule: messenger RNA, 13583 nt
Organism: Oryctolagus cuniculus (rabbit)
Lineage: Eukaryota; Metazoa; Chordata; Mammalia; Lagomorpha; Leporidae
Source: RefSeq, a predicted model, not a curated record